ACCGUCGGACAUCGUUUGGAUUACGCGUUGCCGUGUGCGAUUGUCGUUUCGUCGUAGUUAUCGUCGCCGUCGUACUGUUUGAUCGUGUGGACGUUUUUUCGAUUACUCCGAAAACGAUUCCGUUCGACAUCUCCCGCGGUGUUUUAACAGUUUUAUUUUUUUGUUUUUGAUUUUUAUAUACAUCGUGACGAAAAAUAGUGAUCGACGUCCGGCGUGCGUGAGUACAAAAAUAAUAAUAUUAUUAACGUUAGCGGACAGCGAGGUAUACCGUAUCGCGUAUACACCGUUGUCGUUUUGAAAUCUUCAAACCGACCGUCGCUAUAAAUCAUUUCGUCACACUCUUACGCGCGUUUCGAUGCGCGUGGCGGCGGCGGCGGCGGUGAUCGGUCGCGCGGGCGUCACUCGUGUGGCCGGCGUCGUGACGACGUCGACGCCGUCACCACCGACCCCGGCGCCUACGUCGUCCGGCGGCCACGCGCGGGCGACGGGCCGCGCCGCGUGAUGGCCCGCCGGUGGCAUCUGUGGCUGGCGGCCGCGGUGCUGGCGGUCGCCAGCGCGACUCUGGUCCGGGCCGACGCUUGCCCGGACGUGUGCCAGUGCAAGUGGAAGGGCGGCAAGCAGAGCGUCGAGUGCCGCGACAAGUCGCUGAUCACCGUGCCGACGGGCAUCGACACGGUAACGCAGGUGCUGGACGUGUCCGGCAACAACCUGCAGAUACUCCCGGGAAGCGCGUUCGCUCGGCUCGGGUUGCUCAACCUGCAGCGCGUGUACUUGUCCCGGUGCCGGAUCGGGCUGAUCGACAGCCGCGCGCUCAAGGGCCUGACCAACGCCGUGGAGCUCGACCUGUCCGGAAACAUGCUGACCACGGUGCCCACGGACACGCUGGUCGACGUGCCGCUGCUCCGGGACCUGUCGCUGGCUGGUAACCCCAUACAGCGCGUCGGGGCCGAAGCGUUCCGGCACUGCACCGGCCUCGUCCGGUUGGACUUGUCGAGAUGCGAGUUGCACGAGAUCGCGGCGGGUGCGUUCGUGGGCAUCGACCAGCUGGAGCUGCUCAAGCUGAACAACAACCGACUGACGGAGCUAAUGGCCGGCACGGUGGCCACGCUGCACAAGGUGCACGGCGUCGAGCUGCACGACAACCCGUGGCACUGCGACUGCCGCAUGAGGCCGGUCAAAGUGUGGCUGACCGACAAUAACGUGCCGACCACUGUCGAUCCGGCGUGCGCCACUGGCCCGGGUCGCGUGGCCAACCGCACGUUCUCCGCGCUGGCCGCCGACGACUUUGCGUGCCAGCCCGACAUACUGCAGCAGGACGACCAAACCGUGCACGCGGCCACUGGCGACAACGCGUCAGUAUCAUGUCGCGUCCAAUCGUCGCCGGCCGCCAAGGUUUCGUGGUACUGGAACGGCCGGCCGUUGGCAAACAACACGGCGUUUGGCCCGUUUCAACGGGUGUUCAUGACCGAUGACCGGACGGCCACAAGCGGUGGCACUGGCCACAGUUCAUUGCUGCUCACUAACGUCCAACCGUCCGACUCGGGACAGUUCUUGUGCGUGGCCGAGAACCGGGCCGGCCGGGCCGAGGCCAACUUCACGUUGGUCGUCACCCGACUCGGUGGCCUUGCGUUCUUGGCCAACGGCCAGGUGGCCGGCCUCAGCGUGUUCCUGGUGUUCCUCAUAGUCACCAUACUGCUGGUCAUCGUUUAUCUUCUGGUCCGGAUCAAGCGACUACCACCCGCGUCCACUCGGUCCGACGGUAAGCCGCACCAGCUGGUCACUACCGCGGCAUCGGCGACCAGCAAUGGCACGGCCGCCGUAGUGGUGCAGGUCAAGCAGCCCGCGUCAGGCCCGAACACCGCUCCGGCCGCAGCCACUACGGUGGUCGCGUCAUCAGUGGUGGCGGUACCGGGUGGCCCGUACGGUGGAUACGGCAACGCGUUCGACCACACGUUGGCCGCGGAGGCCGUGGUCGGUGGGAUCAGGAGACCCGAAAAGCUCACCGAACUGUCGUUCGCGGCCGACCACUACGAGGCCACUGGUUUCGGCCACAACGGCGUGCUCGACACCGGCCGGACUGUGCUAUACCGGAGCCAAGCGUCCAAUCCGGACCUAAUAGUGGACGCGCCCGAACAGCAGCCACCGAGCGCCGCACACCAUCAGCCGGCCAGGAGGUCGGCGAGCGGCGAGUACAGGAGGACGGCUGAUGAUUCGCUUUACUCGCCCGGUUUUUGGACGGCGUCGGACGCAGCGGCCAACGACCGGACGCCGAUCAUAGAGAAGUCGCCGCCCCUACCCGCGGUCGGCGCGAGCGUCAGAGAAACGGUGGCCGCGCCGCCGGAUCCUAAGGCGGCCAGUCUCAGGGUGUGGAAACACGGGGUGCAAGUGAUGCCGCCACUGAGCGCGCUCAAGCGGGCCUUGAACAAGGGGUCGCCGGACGAAGGAUACCAGGAAGGAUGCGGAACCGACGUCUGAUCUCGACCGAUACUCUUAAGUGAAAAAUAAAGAAGCGACUGCGGCAACGGGCAAUUAGACGACGGAUCCGUUUAGGCUACAUAUAUAGCUGAUAUGCAGAAGAGAACGUGCUGAGUAAAACAAACAUCGUCUCAGAAUUCGUUUGCGUGAAACGUCUAGUACUAUGCACGAUGGAAAUCGAAUCCAGUCGAAUGUUUUAAUGGCACGCGCUAUUGUAUUAUAAUGUUCUACGAUAUAAACAUUCUUCUUUUACGCGCGUGCACGGGGGACAUUGUAAAUAUUGGUCUUAGUUAUUAUUAUAAUAAAAACGCCGGUGCCGUAAUAUUAUUAUAUUAUAUCCCACCAAAAACGGUUUCUCGGUCGGAUAAAUUUAAUUAAAACCACCUACGCGCGACGGACGUCCGCAUAAUCUCACACGGUAGACGGUCUAGCCCAUGCCGGUCGUUCGUAUUGUUCGACGAAAUUCCGAAUUUUACGCGAACAGCGCUCGUAAAACUCGCUGAUGGCGUUUGCGGUGCCGUGCACUCUAAUCGAUACGCGUAUAUUAUACGAAUGCUCGUGUUACUAUAAUACGCACGUAUAUGAUACGCACACAUACACACCAUGUCAUCGUGUUCGGGGAGAAAUAGAGAAAAAAGAAAAAUCCACCGUCUCGCCGCGGAUCCAUUUCGAGGGUUAAUCAGUCACGUUGAGCGGACAACGAAAUACACCCGCCGGACCCUAUCGAAGAUAAUAGAGAGUGAGAGAGAGAGAGAGUUCGGAACUUUACCCGUUCCGAGAAAACUGUUAAGUUAAUAUAUAUAUA
Rhopalosiphum padi (bird cherry-oat aphid) is the source of this 3280-nucleotide messenger RNA. Its product is annotated as leucine-rich repeat-containing protein 24-like. The record is from RefSeq and is a predicted model, not a curated record. The transcript is spliced from 2 exons. The coding region runs from base 502 to 2475 and encodes 657 amino acids. Lineage: Eukaryota; Metazoa; Arthropoda; Insecta; Hemiptera; Aphididae. Gene Ontology annotation, molecular function: protein binding.